AGCCCCGUGAUCGUAUGCGGAAGUAGGGAUUCAAGCUGCGCUGUCAACAAAACACAAACGGGGACAACGCCGACGUUAACCGAGCAUAUUUCCCGUUUUAAAUCUCCACCUCGUCUCCGAUCAGCCCAGCAAUGGACGGAUCUGUCGGAGCAGCUUCGGACGCCGGACCGCCGGCUUAUUACAGGGGAAAUGAGAGCUCCCUGGUCUCAGCCCUCAAGACCCUGCUGUUCUUCACUAUCCUGAUGGUGACGCUGCCCAUUGGACUCUACUUUGCCACAAAGGCGUACCUCUUUGAGGGUUCAAUGAAGAUGUCAAGCUCUGACAGCUACUUCUAUGCAGCCAUCGUUGCAGUGCUCGCUGUGCAUGUGGUUCUGGCUCUGUUUGUUUAUGUGGCCUGGAACGAAGGCGCGCCUAAAGGGAAGGGCAAACACGAUUAAGGCAUGUCCUUAUCAGCUCGUAAGACUGGAGGAGAUGGGCAGACACAGGGAUGGAUCUGCAGGCUCCCCCCCCUCCCCCCAACCACCAUGGGCUCCAGCAGUAAACAAAGUACCAUCCCUACCAACCAGACAGUUAGGGGAUCUGGUUGCGCUUAGGCUUUAACACAAGGUUAAAGCAUGAAACUACUGUAUUAUUUCCUGGCGUGGUGGAGAGGAUGGCCCCUAUUCUGAAGAGGCUUUGAUAUAAGCGGCCAUUUGGCCAAAUGCUACAAGUCCCUUCACAGUUAUGAGUUUGUCGCGUACGAAAACAUCUUGGGUUUUGGAUACAUACAUACACACACUGUAUGUGCUUGUAAUGUUUAUGUAUGAAGAAUGUGAUUCCAAAAUGCUCUACAUCCAUUCUGUGAGAAUUUGCAGGGCUGAAUUGAUCAUUCUGUCCUCAAAUUUCAGUUCUUAUAUGUACAUUUAAAGAUGACCCUUAACUUCAAUACAAACUCAUAAUGUGCUUAACUUUCGUGCUGUAUUUUGGAGCGGAAAUUUCAUGACGUCCUGUCCUUAAUGAUCAAUGUGUGUGAUGAAGCUCAGUGAAAUUUUGUUACUUUGAAUCGGAAACUUAUUGCAUAACAAUUUGUAUUCAAAGGAACGGUUUGUACUCAGAUGUUUGGAGAUUUGAGGAUGUUCUCAGUGAAUUUAUGUGAUGAAGAUAAGAAUGUUCACUUGCUCAAAUAAACUUAUUUGAAAAAUAAA
Molecule: messenger RNA, 1184 nt
Organism: Anoplopoma fimbria (sablefish)
Lineage: Eukaryota; Metazoa; Chordata; Actinopteri; Perciformes; Anoplopomatidae
Gene: vma21
Product: vacuolar ATPase assembly factor VMA21
Exons: 3
Coding region: 132-437 (101 amino acids)
Biological process (GO): vacuolar proton-transporting V-type ATPase complex assembly
Cellular component (GO): endoplasmic reticulum membrane
Source: RefSeq, a predicted model, not a curated record